Cryptosporidium ubiquitum is the source of this 828-nucleotide messenger RNA. RefSeq lists its product as uncharacterized. The coding region runs from base 1 to 828 and encodes 275 amino acids. The transcript has a single exon. The record is from RefSeq and is a predicted model, not a curated record. Lineage: Eukaryota; Apicomplexa; Conoidasida; Eucoccidiorida; Cryptosporidiidae.
AUGACUACUCAAUCCAAAUCCAAAUCAUGUUUUUCCAAUUUAUUAAAGAAUAUAGCAAAAUGCAUCAUUUUUGCCAUAUUGGCUAUUGUAUUGGCAAUUAUUACGAUACCACUCAUGCUAUAUUUUAAUGAUAAUUUAUACUUUUUAAAGCAUAUAGAACAGAUCUCAGGGGACAACUCACUCAUUUUUUUUUCAUUAAUGUUCCUUGCUUUUGUAUUAUAUUCCAUAAUUCCCAUGAACUUGGAGCCAAUUAUUGCAAUUACUUCAUUUUACUUUUCCAAAAAGUUUGGAUUCUCAUCUGGAUUAGUGUUAUCCACAUUGAAUACAUUUCUCGCAGUCAAUUUAGGCUCAAUAGCAACAAUUUUGUUCGUUCGUUUCUUUAUUUACCCAUAUUUUAAAAAGUCUCCCGAGAUGACGUUCAAUAUUUGGUCGGAUUUAACAAACGAAUAUGGGAUUAUACUUGUCAUUUUAUUAAAACUUACAUUUUUCCCAAAUUUUAUUUCCAACUGUUUGAUUGGCUUUUCAAAUAUUUCUAUUACGGAGUUUAUAAUUGGUAGCUUAGCCCCCUUACCUCGAUACUUGUCCAUAUCAGCUUUUGCAUCUAAUAUAAAUAGCAUUAAAUACUACGGAUUUAUUUUAUUAAGUUUGAAGUCACAUCCGUAUCACGAAGUGUUAUUUACAACUAUUUCCUUUUUGUCACACUUGUUUUUGCUUGGUUUAUUUUACAGAAGCUACAUUAAAAUCAAAGACAGAGUUCCUGUUCCAACUGAAGAAAAUAUUACUAAUCUUCCAAAUAAUACCAGCACACUAAAUUCCGAGAUCGUUUAA